AUGUUUAGGCAGGGUGACAUUGCACGAGUUUAUAAUCCAAUCAAGGAAUUUGAUGUAUCUGCAAUGCUAUUAAGGAGAGCUCGAAAGUCCCUACUAGUAUGGCUGCUCAAACUUUCUCCAAUAUGCAGAUAUUUCAAGAAUUCGUGUUCGAUAUUACUCGAUAUCAACCAUGUGUUAUGGGCUCACAAUUGUGAUAUACUACCAUUGAAUUUUCCAAGACUGAUCGACUUCACUGAGUACUGCAGAGGUAAAGUACCCGCCCAAUUAGGCAAAAUGAAAGAAUCAUUAAAUGGAUUCCAGAAUCCAGAUCAAAUUUAA
Messenger RNA from Amaranthus tricolor (Joseph's coat), 318 nucleotides. RefSeq lists its product as uncharacterized. Lineage: Eukaryota; Viridiplantae; Streptophyta; Magnoliopsida; Caryophyllales; Amaranthaceae. The coding region runs from base 1 to 318 and encodes 105 amino acids. The transcript has 2 exons. The record is from RefSeq and is a predicted model, not a curated record.